Molecule: messenger RNA, 489 nt
Organism: Jatropha curcas
Lineage: Eukaryota; Viridiplantae; Streptophyta; Magnoliopsida; Malpighiales; Euphorbiaceae
Source: RefSeq, a predicted model, not a curated record
AUGGAAUCAAAGCAAACCAUUACCUUGAAGACCUUCGACAAUAAGCUUUUCGAGAUAGAAGAAGCCGUGGCUAUGGAGAUGAUUACUGUGAAAAGUUUUUUCGAUGAGUUUGCUGAUAAUUCUUCUUCCUCGUCUAAAGCUACCAUAAUUCCUCUCCCUAACGUGUCAUCCGCGUCGCUUUCUUUGAUAAUAACUUACAUCGAGGAUUACUUGAAGUUGAAAUCUAAUCCAACCGAUCUCAAAGCUUAUAAUGCAGAAUUUGUGAAGAAACAAGCUGUAGACAUAAAAGAAUUGAUUUUGGCGGUUAAUUAUCUAAACAUCAAGUAUUUGUUGGAUUUGCUUAGUCAGGCCAUUGCUGAUCAUAUUAAUAACAAGAGCGUCGAAUAUGUUCGUGGCUAUUUUGGGUUUGAGAAUGAUUUUACGCCACAAGAGGAAGCUAGACUUCGCGAGGAGAACGCUUGGGCUUACGAGGGUGUUGAUCAAGAUUAA